Molecule: messenger RNA, 3478 nt
Organism: Somion occarium
Lineage: Eukaryota; Fungi; Basidiomycota; Agaricomycetes; Polyporales; Cerrenaceae
Source: the annotation of a GenBank genome assembly
GCCUCCAUUUCUUCCAUCCGCCGGUGAUUCUCUUCGGCUCUCUUGCGCUCUUCAUGAAUAACGGUCAUCAGCUCUUGAAUUCGUUCAUCGGCUUUCCUCUUCUCCUCUUUGUAUUCGCGAGAUAGGGACUGAUGCUUCGUAUCCAUCGCAGCUAAUUUACUGAGCGUUUCCGAUUGGACCUUGCGAAGUUCUGCCUGAGUCUCCUUGUCUUUAUUCUCCAAUGCACGCUCGAGAUCAUGCUUUAGGUCCUGUAAUUCUUUCUUGUGCUGGAGUCGCAUCUUUUCCAUUUCUGUGUCUAGCACGACGAAAGCGUCCACAUCAAUGAUGUCCUUCCUCUCCUCAACGAGCUCCUGUUGAAUUCGAAAGGCCUCUGGGUGGUUCUUAAUGAUACUGCGGAUGAUACUAUGCGCAGAUUCCACAGUAUUGUCGUGACGCAUGAACUUCGCACCCUUGUCGUAUGCGGGCUUGAAAAGCUGAUCAUCGGUUUUGAGUUCUCGUUCGCGAGCCUCUCCGAUGGCUAGAGAGACCUCAGACCACAUGUUCGUUACGAUCACGACAUUCUUCAGAUUCGGGUCACCGCAUAGCUUCCUGAACAUGCUGAAAUUCCGAAGGGAGAUCCCACCCAUCUUGAAGUCGGAGAUGCGAUGCAUGUAGAUGAUCCCACUUAAUUUAAAUCCCUUCUCGAACCUUCGUUUGGCGUCAGAAUGUUUUCAAGCUUACAACGAGCUUCAUACACUUACGAAGCGGCAAGAUAUGAGGCUAUUGACUUCAAUAUGUCGCUAUCCGGCACUUUGGAGUCGUCGAAUCCCGGUGUGUCGAUCAUCGUGACAGGGAAGUCGUCAACAAAGAAAGUUCUUGUAUGCGCAACUUCCGUCGUACAUGACUUCAAGUUGCUUGCAACCGCUAGAUCAUCCCAUCCGCAGGCCAAAUUAGCAAACUAAUAGAACAUGAGUGCUGGGCCGUAUAUUGUAUCCGUUGAACCUACGGUGGACUUCCCGGUGCCAGUCGCACCCAUGAGUCUACGAAGAAUAGUCGGCAAGGUCUGAAUCGAUGAUGAUGAAACAUCUACGUACGCGAUUGUAAUACCAUUGGUUGGUAUAUUGAUUGACUGUGGAGGCCCACUCAUCGUUCCUCUGGAUGGAUGGAUGGAUGGGUGAAGAAACGAACUGGGGAUGGAGCACACUUGAUGUUGGAUGUGGGCAGAAGUUGGGGGAUCAAAAGAUAACGGAUAGCGUAGACUCCCACCAGGAUACGCCUAAUGGUACCGCGUCAACGACCGUCCAAAACAAGUUUGGAAGCUAGCCUUUGAAAUGCAAGUCGGGACAAUAGAUAUGUCCGAGACUUCGUUCCCGGAAAAACGACAUUCAUUCACAUGUAGGGAUACCCUGGCGUUAGCCGGGCGUUCUAUGUCAAAAUGAUGAAUGGUCAAGGCCGUAGAUUCACACCAAAAAUGAUAUCCUAUCAGAUACCACUGCUGUCAAGUCAGCAAGCAUGGAAUGCAGUCCUCCAAAACACCCGAUGCGUGGACUUUGGGGUCAAGAGGGCCUUUUGCACUGGGUGCGGCACUGAUAAUGACGAGCUAUAUCUAAAUAUGAGAGAUUACGCCGAAGAAGUUACACCUUGGCGCCGAGCGCGGGUCCAGUUGGACAUGCGACAGAACGUUAACUAUUCAUGGUCGGCACGCAAGGCAGCACAAUCAAAGACGCCUACAUGAGAAUCCCUCAUUGCUUGGACGCCUGCACACACAUGUCGACAAUCACGCCGACAUUUCCCAAGACUGCGCCUUCAAGUGCCUGCGCUGCUGCGUCUUCUUGCACUGUGGUAUUCUUGUUUAAUCGAGGUCCAAGAUGUCCAAUAGCUCGUUUCCCGGGAUUAUAGUAGUCAUGGGCGCAACGGGCACCGGAAAGUCUCAGUUCAUCAAUGUUGCCACGGACUCCGGAUUUGAGGUCGGCGAAGGCUUGAAGUCUUGUACGACAGACGUUGCAGUAUCCCCACCAAUUCAAUACAACGGAGGUUCCGUGGUCCUUGUGGAUACGCCUGGUUUUGACGAUACAAUGACGUCAGAUAUGGUCAUUCUCGCUAGGAUUGGGGCAUAUCUGGAGAGAAUCUAUCGUGAAGGACGAAAGCUCCAUGGAAUCAUCUACAUGCACCGCAUCACGGACCGCAAGAUGACUGGAACCUCACGGAAAAACAUGAACAUCUUCCGGGAGAUUUGCGGAUACGAUGCGCUGGUCAACGUUUGCAUUACUACCAAUAUGUGGAACGUCGUCGAUCCUAUUGUAGGCGCUACGCGGGAGGAAGAGCUGAAGUCAGAUAGCAUGAUGUUCCAGCCAUUACUCGCAAAAGGAGCCCAAAUGCUUCGCCACUUCGGGACUCGAGAAUCAGCUAUGAAGAUCAUUGACUUCCUUGUGAGAAACACUUCGCCUAGGCCCCUGCUCAUACAAAGGGAACUCGUGGAAGUCAGGAAGGACAUGACAGACACGUCCGCGGCGCAGGAGAUAGAUAGAGAGGUUGCCCUGGAGAGGCAGAAGUAUCGAAAAGAGCUUGACGAACUCAAGGAGCGUAUGGCUGCAGCACUCAAAGAAGGAGAUCUUGAAACACACGGAGAGCUCAAAAGCGACACAGAAUUGGUCAAAGAAAGAAUACAGCAAUUGGAGAAGAGCCGACAGAACGCAUCACAGGUUUACGCUGAAGAAAAACGUCGAGAAGCGGAUCAGCUGCACAAGAUAGUAGCGCAAUCGCCGAAGUUGGGAAGCAGGACAGCGUCGAGGGCGUCACGAGUUCAGAUCGACGAGAAAAGACUCCCACCCACCCCUCAAAUACUCGAUCGCAAGCACUCCUCAAAACGCAAGGAAGUGCCUGGCGAUUUGACCAAGAAAGAACUGGCGGACGUGCGCAUGAACAUCAAGAAAGCAACAAGCCAGCAACUUGCAGACAUCAAAGCGCACGUAGACUUGAGGGAGGAGCAGCUGGCUUCAGGAUCUAGCAACAGGGAGCAGGGUGAAGAGGACGCAAAAGGAGGUCAUAGCAAACACGCGUCCCUGGACUCGAAGAGGAGUAAGUUGAGAAUUCCAUCGGGCUCUAAGCGAAUGAAGACAGAGGGACGUACCGCGCGAGAAGAACAGCCCAACGGUCGAAGACGUCCUCGAGCAUCGAGUAUGCAGCUCAGUACGUCGAAACGCAAGAAGCCCGGCAAGCUCAGCAGUUGGUUCGGUUGCACCGGCGGUGCUGGGCAUGAUGUCACGGACGAGCCAUCGGUUAUACAAUCGACGGAACGUGCGCCGCAGUUGGUUGCACCGAAAUUAGAGGUAGGAUUCUCCGAAGGCGACUCGCUUGCUAUAUACAACAGAUACCGCUCUACUAGCACAUGAAAUACUGUCGGUUUGUUCCACGUUUUUAUCAGUAUGUAGGGGUACGGCUGGCAUAGGGGACUCACGAAUAUCGAUACUGUACAACAUUAUAUUUAUUCGUUAUCAUC